Messenger RNA from Pocillopora meandrina, 6549 nucleotides. The record is from the annotation of a GenBank genome assembly. Lineage: Eukaryota; Metazoa; Cnidaria; Anthozoa; Scleractinia; Pocilloporidae.
AUGGCGGAAGCUUCAGGACAUCAGUUACCUUCAGGUUAUGACGAAGACUUUGUGAAUGCAGUUGACGAUGAGUUUCUUUGUGUAAUAUGCCAUUUGACUCUUAAGGAGCUGGUUCUUACAAGAUGCGGCCACAGAUUUUGUAAAGAAUGCCUUGAGGAGCAUUUAAGAAGGUGCGGCUUCUUGUAAACAAUAUAUCUUUCGAGUAAAGUAAAACGUUCUUUAACAAAGCAUAAGGUAUUAAAAGCUUCCUGAUAGAAAAUUUUCGAUUUCAAAUUUUGAUAAAAACCAUAAUGCUUGCAAUAGGAAGGGAUGUUGUUUAUAAUACCUUAGAAUAGCUUAGUCAAAUAUAUGGUCGAUGAUGCACAUCAUACUAAUAUAACUUGAUUCCGCUUUUGUUGUACAUGAAUGAAGUUAAAAUUAUUUAAAUCGUUCUAAACUUCAUGAAGGCAUGUUUUCGUAGACGGGAACUUAGCUACUAAAUAGAUCAAAAUUUUAAAAAUGGAUUUUACUCAUCAUGAAAAAGAUUUUAUCGUUAGGUGUCCAAAUUUUAUUUGCCAAUAACUUAUUCUAUUUCUAUUUAUUUCAGCCGUUAAUUCAAGACACAAUAAUCUGUGAGAUACAUACUCUGCAUACACGUAAUAACGACACUUUUCUGAGGUAAUACGUGCCCAAAUUAUGUCAAUAUUUUUUCAAUUUCCAAUUAUUUCAACAGGCAGGAAAUUCGUCGUGAACCUCUGAUUUGUCCCGCGGACAGAUACAGUCUGGAUAGAAACAAGGUACACGAAUCGAUAAUCAAAAGUGUACUUAACAAAAUUUUCAACAAUGUAAUUAAUGAAUAUCUUUUGAGGGUUAUAGGACGGACCUUAGGGGUUAAAACGUACUUGACAACAAACUCAUGGAAAAUUAAGGUUAGAUUUUCAACGUCUACCAUAGUCUGUAAAAUUUAUCAAACGUCAUCAUAGAUAGUCGAUCAUUGUUGCAUGACGAGCUUUGCGUCGGAAAAAAAUAUUUAUGCAAAUUACUGGCUGCACAUUGAAUGUGCAGCCAGCUAAUGUACCCUAAUUUGCAUAAGUAUUUCAAGCCAAGGUUUGACGCCUCUUGGUGGCAUGAGAUGUACGCCGAACAUUCCAGGACAUCGGAUAAUCGCUACAAAAAAGUUAAUAGAGCUCCCCUCGAAUGAAAUGGAAAAAACCGUAACUUCCGACAUUUCUAAUCAUUUUCCAGAUACAACUCUACAUUUUUAUACUUUUUUUCCAGAAACAAGAGUCCAGAGAAAUGCCUCAUACAAACGUAACAGGUCUCAUUCGAAAAAACCUAAGGGGCGGUACGCUAAGCCUAUUUUCUUUGUGGAAACAAGGCAUGUCUUGGAGAAGAAAAAAGUAAAUCGUUAACACAAGGUCCACAAACAGUCUUGACCAAAUGUUACAGAAACAUAACAGGAACAAUUAAAUACACGUAAAAAGAAGAAACUCCAAAAUAGCCUAUAAAGCGGCACCGGUUAAGAUAUUUUCACCUUCAUCGGAAGACCUGGGCCUAAAUAAGGCUAACUCCGACAAACACUUCUUUACACAGGUCAUGGUUUUGAACUUUUAAAGUUCAGAAACUGUGUUGAUUAGAUAAUCUAGAUCGCUUUCAACUGAUGGUCUCCCCGUUCGGUCUACAAGAUUCAGCGCAAUACAACUAUUCUUAUUAUGACCUUUUAUGCGCGAAGGAUUUUGGAACGGCAUUUUUAGCUACACGCUAACCAGGAGGGUAUAGGAGAGGUAAAAAAAAACAACCCUCGGGUAUACACUACCCAAGAGGGUAUACAAGAGAUUAAAAAUAACCCUCAGGUAUACACGACCCAAGAAAGUACGCAAGAGAUAAAAAUAAAACCCUCGGGUAUACACUACCAAGGAUGGUAUAGAGCAGAUUAAAAAUGACCCUGAGGUGUACACUACCCAAGAGGGUAAAGAAGAGAUAACAAAUAACCCUCAGGUAUACACUACCCAAGAGGGUAUAGUAGAGAUUAAAAAUGACCCUCAGCUAUAUACUAUCCAAGAGGGUAUAGGAGAGAUUAAAAAUAACCCUCAGGUGUACACUACCCAAGAGGGUAUAGGAGAGAUUAAAAAUAACCCUCAGGUAUACACUACCCAAGAGGGUAUAGGAGAGAUUAAAAAUAACCCUCAGGUAUACACUACCCAAGAGGGUAUAGGAGAGAUUAAAAAUAACCCUCAGGUGUACACUACCCAAGAGGGUAAAGAAGAGAUAAAAAAUAACCCUGAGGUAUACACUACCCAAGAGGGCAUAGUAGAGAUUAAAGAUGACCCUCAGCUAUAUACUAUCCAAGAGGGUAUCGAAGAGAUUAAAAAUAACCCUCGGGUAUACAUCACCUAAGAGGGUAUAGACGAUAUUUAAAACAACCCUCAGGUAUACACUACCCAAGAGGAUAGAGAAGAGAUUGAAAAUAACCCUCAGGUAUACACUACCCAAGAGAGUAUGCAAGAGAUUAAAAACAACCCUCGGGUAUCCACUACCCAGGAGGGUAUGCAAGAGAUAAAAAAUAACCCUCAGGUAUACACUACCCAAGAUGGUAAAGAGGAGAUUAAAAAUAGCCCUCAGGUAUUCACUACCCAAGAUGGUAAAGAGGAGAUAAAAAUAACACUCAGGUAUGCACUACCCAGGAGGGUAUGCAAGACAUUAAAAGUAACCCUCAGGUAUACACUACCCAAGAGAGUACGCAAGAGAUAAAAAUAAAACCCUCGGGUAUACACUACCAAGGAUGGUAUAGAGCAGAUUAAAAAUGACCCUGAGGUGUACACUACCCAAGAGGGUAAAGAAGAGAUAAAAAAUAACCCUGAGGUAUACACUACCCAAGAGGGUAUAGUAGAGAUUAAAAAUGACCCUCAGCUAUAUACUAUCCAAGAGGGUAUGGAAGAUAUUAAAAAUUAUCCCUCAGGUAUUCACUACCCAAGAGGGCACGAAAAAUUGAAUUCAAGCUAAUUAAUAUCAGGAGACCCCUCUUUGUCUGGACUCUUUCUUUUGACUGAAAGCUGAGGCAUCCACCAUUAACUCAUAUAAUGUUUAAUUAACACAGGAUGUUUUUCCCGACAAAGCAACUGAGAGGAAGAUUCUUUCUUUUGCCAUCCGUUGUCCAAGUGAUGGAUGUGAAUGGACGGGAGAACUGAGGAGUAAAGAGGUAAAUACAAGCAUCAGAAUGGGCCAACACUCAGGGUCUUAAAACAACUAAAGAGAAUAUGCUGCCUUUGCUAAGACAUCUUCAAUGGUUAGAAAUUCUAGUCUUUUCAGAUAAGGACAAUAAGCCGCAGGCCCUGACUCCCGCUUCUUCUCUACACUUGUUAGCAGAGGACUUUAAAGAACUCACGCACUUCUUGCGAAGAGUAGGGAACUUAGCUCCCGGUGUUGUGACCUGGCUUUGUCAUUGUUUGCACAGACCCCCCUUUUAAAACAACUUAAAGCUGAAAUGGGCCAACCUGUCUUAAUAUCGAAAAUACGUACAGUACAAACAUAUAUAAGAUAAAAAGCGUUUUUGACUUGACCUUUUUGACUAAAUGGACCUACCUGACUUAGCUGACCAUCAAUUUAAAAGCUUGAUCUUUGUUUGAUGUAGUCAACAAUACUAGUAUUCCUACAAAAUAACUUUGCCUCGUUGGAUCAGCGUUAAUAUAGAGUCAAAUAUUGACUGAUGGCAAGAUACUGGUGACUUUUAAUCAUUAUGUGAACCCUAAAUGAAAAUGAAUGAAGAGAUAAGACUUGAUUCAGUUAUCUCCCAUUUUAAACCAACUACACAAAUUUCUCUGGUCUCUAACAGACUCACUUGACUACUUGCUUGUUCAAAGUCAUACCUUGUACAAACGAAAACUGUCACGAGGAAGUACAACGACAACACCACAAGCGACACGUGGCUUUAACAUGUCAGUGGAGAGUUAUCGAAUGUAGUUACUGUAGUAAGCCACACCCAGAAUGUCAAAGUCAGGUAAAAAAAACAUAGAUCAGUUGAAGAUCGUAAGUUUUGUCUACCUAUUUUGUUAUUGUUUGGUUGUUUGGUUUAAGUUGUUUUUUUCCCCUGCAUUAUUAUUUCUUCUUUAGGUAUUACUACAAAGUGCAGUAAAGAGUAAAUUAAACCUGGUUAAUGGAGAAAGAUCAUUACUUCGAUCAAAAAAAGGAAAUAAAUCCAAUUAAAAAAUCUACCACCUCACGCUGGGAACUUGAAAGAACAUGACUGAAUCAUUAAGGGUUUUGUAAUUAGCGCGGUCCAAUAUACCUCGGUUUUAUUCUGACUGAAAUAUGGCACUUAAUCGGAAAACAUGAUCAGUGUGAUUUUGCGCUCACAGAACAUCUACUUAAAAAUCUACCAGUUAAAAAUUGUUAUCUUUUUAGAAUCACAUUAAAAGAUGUAGCAAGUUCCCAGCGACUUGUCCAAACAGCUGUGGUAUGUCAAUUCCCAGAGAAAUGGUAAGAAAUCCACUUCUCUUUCAUAUUCAAGUUACGGGAGGCAAGAACAGUCCUUCUUUACGGAACAAAAGGACGGCCGCCAUUUCGCCUUUAGUAUUGACAAAGUGUUAAAGUGUUUUUAUUUUUUUCUGUUUUUUUCCCGCUUGGAAUUUGUUGGAUUCAUUUAUCAACACCAGUAAUCUUGUGCUCUAAUAGUUUAUAUUUCUUAUAAAUUUUUAGGUUGCACCUCAAAUUAUACUAAGAAUUAAAGGAUGCAGAGAUGCAAACUGAACACACAUUUCACAAUUAAGAGUUCUAAGGCCAAGUUUUAGCUCUGUUUACCUGCAGUUUAACUUUUCAUUAGUUGAAUAUCUAGUUAACUUAUACCUCAUUCACACCAACAAAACAUGUUUAGUGAAAACGGGUUAAAAUAAACGAGAAUCAGAAACAGACAACUGAAAUAAUGAAUUUUUCAUAGCUUUCAAGAAGUCACUAACUUUUAUUUUCAAUUUGCCAAAUUUAAAGUCCACAAACAUUGCUUUGUGCAGCUUCUACGAAGAAAACAAUUUUAACCUUGUAACUUCCAGAAGUGAUUAACAAGUCAUUUCUCCCGACAAUAUCAAUACAAUACCCGACAAGCAGGCAAUGAGAAUACUCAAACUUCUCAGGUGCAAGUUGUUAUCCUGAUCUAACACCAAAUUCUUACACGUAAUUUACAUAGACGUGUUUAUUACUUGGUGGGAGAAUUAGGUCUUGGGAGUUAAAAGAUUAAACUGUGUUUAACAAAACAGCUAUGAAACAUGUGUUUGUUGUGAAUGAGUUAUUUCAACAAUUUCCUUAAAGUAAAUAAAUUUUUUAAACGAAUAUUUAAAUUCACUACGCAUUUCAAUUUUCAAAGUUCUCAUGUCAUGUUAUAUUGCUUUCGUCUUAGAUUCCUGGUCAUCUUUUUUAUGAAUGUCCACAGACGAUAGUCUACUGCCCUUAUGUUGAGAUGGGCUGUAAUACGAAGGUGCGCUUAUUAAGAAGUAUAACGAAUAAAACGCUUCACGAUUGCUCUCUGAUUGAAAUUCGUUCAAAGUUAUACUGUAUAUUAUGCUGAGAGGUUAUCGGAGUCAAAUGAACAAUUUUGAGGUCCGGCACAUCAGUCAGGUAAGUGUGAACAAGCUUCGACUUUUGGGUGAGUCUUCGCCUAAGAAGAGUUUAACUUUUUGUUACAGGUUAAGCGCCGCGUAAUGGAAUCUCACCUCAAAUCUGCCGUCGAAAUCCACCUUGCCUUGGCUUGUUUCAAAAUAAGCGAAACAGCGCAGAAAUUGAAUGACUCAGUAUCAAAAUUACAAAAGGUACAAACGAAGUUGGAUGAGACAGAGACUAAAUUAGAUGGCACAUUAUUGUUGUUGGAGGAGACGCAAUCCAAGCUGAAUGCAGUUGAAAUUGACUUUAGAAAGAAACUCGAGACACUUCAGCAACAUUUUCAAGAGAGAGCACUGAAAGAAGAAAUGACGAUGAAGAAAAGUGAAUCACUGAAUUGUUCUCCGCUGUUCAUUUGGAAGAUUGAGAACUAUAGUACAUUAUUAAGAGAAGCCAAGGUAGACCUUUCUAGAAAGGUGGAUAGUGCUCCAUUCUACACAGAAAACUAUGGAUAUAAGCUGAAAGCAAGAAUCUAUCCUAAUGGUAUUGGAAAAUACUACGAUUCAUAUCUGACGCUAUUAAUUGUUUUAAUGAGGGGCGAAUAUGACGCGAUAUUACCCUGGCCAUUUAUGAGGAAUAUCCAAUUUACACUGAUUGAUCAACAGGACGAUCCAGAUAAGCGGCAAAACAUGACUGUUACGAUCUCAGUUCCUGGCAGCCACCCAGAGUCUUACGCAAGACCUCAAAGUCCUGAGAACAUUGGACAUGGGUGUAAUUUACUACAUAAAAAACUCAGGUCACGGUGCUACAUUGUGCAAGACACUCUUUUCGUGCAAGUCGAGGUCGGCCCGCCAAAAGAAUGACAUGAAUAAAAACAUAUGGGCGCGCAUAGAUAUAGGAUUUCUCUUCUGGUGUUAAACUCGAUUACUCGCGAGAGCAACUUGGAAUCUAUUUGUUUUAUAGAAUAAAGAAUUAAAAUAUACGGAA